GUGGUGGUUGGUUGGAUAUUGUGAUCGUUGUGAUCCGUGGUUGGCUGUGUCCAUUUUGUGUAGUGAUUGGAGAGCAUCACAUAAUUGCAGUGAUUGGUUCUGAGCAGUUCUUUUAAAUGCAGGUGGUGUGUGAUUUAGCGCGCGAAUAAGAAUUUAUUGCAUUUGCUGGACGUUUUGUUACACACAGACCUACCAACAUUUAGUACAAAUCCAAGAUGUCAGUUUUUUUUGUGAACACUGCAGAUGGAGAGGUAGAAGGGGAAACUUCUGUACCAGCAGCAACUCCUGCUGUUGCACAGUCACAGUCAGAGGCUCAGCAAGCACUUGCCACAUUCUGGACAAAAGUUACUGAAGAGAUUCGAAAGAUUGGAACUCUGGAUUUGAAGACACAAGCACUUCCACUUGCUCGAAUAAAGAAGAUAAUGAAGCUUGAUGAUGAUGUAAAAAUGAUAAGUGCAGAGGCACCCAUGCUGUUUGCUAAAGCAGCUGAAAUAUUUAUCCAUGAAUUAACACUUCGAGCUUGGGUGCACACUGAAGAUAAUAAGCGAAGAACACUUCAGAGAAAUGACAUAGCAAUGGCAAUUACAAAGUUUGACCAGUUUGAUUUCUUAAUUGAUAUUGUCCCUCGAGAUGAAUUAAAGCCCAACAAAGGGCGAGAUGAUGCUAGUGUUCGUACUACUUCUAUGAACCCUGAUCAGGUUCACUAUUAUUUUCAACUGGCCCAGCAGCAUCAGGCUGCUUUGCAACAAACAGCCCAGCAGUCAGGUUCAGGUAACCAGACAGCAACUGCAGUACCAACUAUUCAAAUUGUGCAACCUACAACUGGACAAGUGCAGACUGUCAGCAUUGCCAAUCCAGCAGUUGAACAGACAACCACAAGCACUGCUGCUACCAGCAGUGGUACUACUGCAUCAGUGUCUACACAGCAUCAGGCUACUGCAGCAACUCAGCCACAGCAUACAGCACAGGUAAUACAGCUGCAGCAGACAAACCAAGCUGCUGUGGUGGCAGCAGCAGCAGCAGCACAGCAGCAGCAACAACAACAACAACAACAGCAGCAGCAGCAGCAGCAACAACAACAACAACAACAACAACAACAACAACAACAACAGCAGCAGCAACAACAACAGCAGCAGCAAGGUGGAGGGAUCCAGAUAGUACAACAGAUAGUCACACCAAACGGAGAGAUUCAGCAGAUUCCGAUUCAGCUGACUCCGUCUCAGCUUCAAAUGAUUCGAAUGCAAAUGCAGGGUGGAACAAACCAGCCAAUCAUUAUUCAGACAGCUCCAAUCCAAGCCAUUCAACAGCCUACAGCUCAGCCACAAAUCAUCCAGGUAGCACAGCAGUCAGGAGGAGGAACACCUGUAUACUUAACCCAAACAACAAAUGCAGGGAAUGAAACAGAAUAACAUUCAGCAGCUCAUCAGAAUCAUGAGGAAGCACUCAGCAAAAUGCAACUAACAGGAUUUCAAAUCCUCUGAUCCAUAAGAUUUGAUGUUUUGUGGAUGAAGAUUCAUAUUGUAGUGCUCCAGGUUAUAACACAGCAUUACAGUCUGGUAGCUUAGUACUAAUGUUUCUAAGGAGCACACUGCCUGCAUGUUUAUUUAAACCCUCAAAAUGGAGACAGUGUGUCCCACUGAAAUAUUGGUACCCAUUUACCAAACUACAAUAUUCUUCAAUGAAUGCAUCCUAUUGUGUGUUUAUCACUACAUAUAUAUAUAUACACACACACACACAUACACAUAUACAGGGUGUUCCUAAAAGAAUGGUGGGAUUUCAUUGCCGUCAGUUUUUGCUGACGAAAACCAAAAUGUAUACGGAUUCAUAACAUGGCUCUCAAAUUUUCAUUUUGUAUAUCACACUCUUUCCUAGUUCCAUUUCUGACAGUUAGGCAAACGAUGGAUUGGACAUGCUGCAAGUGAAGAUGCCCCCUUUCUCCAGUGGCCACCCCGGUCCCCGGGCAUAACUCCAUGUGAUUUCUUCUUGUGGGGUUAUGUGAAAGACAUGGUUUAUGUACCCCAUUGCCCCAAUCACUCUAGGAUCUCUGAAACAAUCUGUUGUGCUGUGGAGACCAUCACACCUGAAAUGCUGCAGCGGGUGUGGCAGGAAUUGGACUAUCGCAUUGAUGUGUGCCGGGUAACGAAAGGUGUGCACACUGAGGCACUUUGAUGGAUGCACAUAAAAUUGGACAGUUAAGCUUCUGAUUGACGCAUGUUAUGAUUGUACACGGCAAGAAAUACGAAAUAUAUAUGUAUCUGAAACUCCACCAUUCUU
Messenger RNA from Cryptotermes secundus, 2274 nucleotides. RefSeq names its product nuclear transcription factor Y subunit gamma. Gene Ontology annotation, cellular component: nucleus; CCAAT-binding factor complex. Gene Ontology annotation, biological process: regulation of DNA-templated transcription. NCBI's taxonomy places the organism in Eukaryota, Metazoa, Arthropoda, Insecta, Blattodea, Kalotermitidae. Bases 216 to 1409 code for a protein of 397 amino acids. The record is from RefSeq and is a predicted model, not a curated record. Gene Ontology annotation, molecular function: DNA-binding transcription activator activity, RNA polymerase II-specific; DNA binding; protein heterodimerization activity. The transcript is spliced from 8 exons.